Messenger RNA from Corylus avellana, 864 nucleotides. RefSeq lists its product as uncharacterized. Lineage: Eukaryota; Viridiplantae; Streptophyta; Magnoliopsida; Fagales; Betulaceae. The record is from RefSeq and is a predicted model, not a curated record.
GCUCCACUCCACACAAAACAAACCCAUCUUUUCUUUUUCCCUUUUCCCUUCCCCACAUCCAAUUAAAAAUAAAUAAAAGAACCCCAUCUUUUCCUUCAUUAAUAUAUAAAUACCGUGUUGCCUCUGCUCCACGCUCAUAAAACCUCAACUGCAUCUCUCUCUUUCUAAAGCAAAAUGGGGAAUUGCGUUGCUCCUAGUAAACCCAGUAAAGGACUCUGCAUCACAGAUGUUGCAGCAAAGCGUGAGAGUUUUACAGGUUGUGAAGAUGGAUGGAAAGGUUUUGGAGUUCAGCACGCCAACCACUGUUAAGGAUAUCUUGGUGAACUUCUCCGGCACAGGAAUUGGUUUAUCCAAGGAAGCUUCGGAGCAUCUCCCACCCAACUAUGAAUUGAAGAUGGGAAAAGUCUACUACAUGCUUCCUGCAGAUAUUUCAUCCACACCUCAUGACGACGUCGAUAUUGGUGUAAAGAGGAUUAAGAUUGUUAUAACGAAACAACAGCUGCAAGAUUUAUUGACAAAGCAGAUAUCAGUUGAAGAUGUACUGUUGGGGCUCGAGAAACAAACGUGUGAUUCCCUUGAUUCCCCGAAAAAUUGGAAGCCGAAGCUUGAAUCCAUCCCCGAAGGAAGCGAGUAAAGUUUUCAGUAGUUAUUAGAUAUGUAUACAGUAGUAGCAUUUUGUCUCAUGACCAUGUUCUUCCUUCACUGAAAUAUAAACAUGGAAACAUGCAGAAAAAAACAAUGAAUGGUUUUUGUCAUAUAAGAUACAAGGAAGUACUCACAGUAGUUGUUCUUAUCGAUCCACUUCUUGCUCAACAUGUUUGUUUGUGUUAAAUCUUGUAUAAAAAAUAGGGGCUGGUUUGUUUU